AUGUUCAAUAAGCAAGAUUACUCGGACGUCACCAUCUUCAUCCAUGGCACUAGACUUUACGCGCAUCGUUUCGUAAUCUGUGUUCAAAGCCGCUAUUUUGCGAAAGCAUUCCAGGAUAAGAUGUUCGCGGAGGGUUGCGAAGGCGAGAUCAGAUUCGAUGAAGGCAGUGCCAUGGCUCACUGGAGAGUCUUUGAGUAUCUUUACACUGGCGACUACACAGAUGAUCUCAAAAUUGAGGGCCUGCAAGACGAUUCAGCCAUGCUGAAAGACCCCAGAGUCACCGACUGA
Molecule: messenger RNA, 288 nt
Organism: Alternaria atra
Lineage: Eukaryota; Fungi; Ascomycota; Dothideomycetes; Pleosporales; Pleosporaceae
Exons: 3
Coding region: 1-288 (95 amino acids)
Molecular function (GO): protein binding
Source: RefSeq, a predicted model, not a curated record